This is a messenger RNA of Fusarium redolens, 957 nucleotides long. RefSeq names its product putative mitochondrial carrier protein. Gene Ontology annotation, biological process: mitochondrial citrate transmembrane transport; alpha-ketoglutarate transport. Lineage: Eukaryota; Fungi; Ascomycota; Sordariomycetes; Hypocreales; Nectriaceae. Gene Ontology annotation, cellular component: mitochondrion. Bases 1 to 957 code for a protein of 318 amino acids. The record is from RefSeq and is a predicted model, not a curated record. Gene Ontology annotation, molecular function: tricarboxylate secondary active transmembrane transporter activity. The transcript is spliced from 3 exons.
AUGGCUGCUACUAUCCGUACCGAUCUUCCAGGUCCCAUUGGGGACAAGAAGCUGGAGAAGAAACCCAUCAAGUUCUCCAACUUGCUUCUCGGCGCUGGUCUCAACCUCUUCGAAGUGACCACCCUCGGACAGCCCCUCGAGGUCGUCAAGACCACCAUGGCUGCCAACCGAGGUGACAGCAUGGCUGCGGCUUUGGGACGCGUCUGGGCCCGUGGUGGUCCUCUGGGCUUCUACCAAGGUCUCAUUCCCUGGGCCUGGAUUGAAGCUUCCAGCAAGGGCGCCGUCCUUCUCUUCGUCGCUUCCGAGGCCGAGUACUACGCCCGUGUCGCCGGUGCCUCUGAGUUUGGCGGCGGUAUCCUUGGUGGUGUCACCGGUGGUGUUGCCCAGGCUUACGCCACCAUGGGUUUCUGCACCUGCAUGAAGACAGUCGAGAUCACCAAGCACAAGAUGGCUGCCUCCGGUGUCAAGCCCCAGUCUACCUUCCAGACCUUUGGUGAGAUCUACCGCAAGGAGGGUAUCCGUGGCAUCAACAAAGGUGUCAACGCUGUCGCUAUCCGACAGAUGACCAAUUGGGGUAGCCGAUUCGGUCUCAGCCGUCUCGCUGAGGGUUGGAUCAAGUCUUUCACUGGCAAGAAGGAGGGCGAGAAGCUGUCCGCUGGUGAGAAGGUCAUCGCUAGUGCUCUUGGUGGUGGUCUCAGCGCCUGGAACCAGCCCAUUGAGGUCAUCCGCGUUGAGAUGCAGAGCAAGAAGGAGGAUCCCAACCGUCCCAAGAAGAUGACGGUCGGAAACACCUUCAAGUACAUUUACGAGACCAACGGCGUCAGGGGUCUUUACCGUGGUAUCGCUCCCCGUAUUUCUCUUGGUAUAUGGCAGACUGUCUGCAUGGUUGCUUUUGGCGAUAUGGCGAAGACUUAUGUUGAGAAGCUGACCGGCGAGUCGGUCACCGCUAAGCAUUAG